AUGGAUUGCUUUGUUGGUGCAUCAACGGGUGCACUAAAAGGGAUUUCUUUCAAGGACAGCGCUUUCAGUAAUAUAAAUGAGAUUGCUUCACUGAAACCCAAGCAAGAUGAAAUAACCUGUAUGAGCUGGGCAAAUGAGGAUCAAACGGAAUUGUUAACAGUCCAAAUGGAUAAGCAACUGAGACUGUUUGAUACAACUACGAACGAAUAUACCACACUCUUCACUUUGGGAAAUGGCAGCGGUGCAGUUAAAGGGAUCAAAAAGACUGCAGUGGGUACAUAUAUAUCAGCAGUUGAGUCUGGCGAACUUUCUGUCUCUUCACCAUCAGGAGAAAUAGUGAAGGAGUUGGACGCAGGAAAUAACCUGCUCGUGAUGGUACCUAACUGUGAACAAGAAGGACAUUAUGCAACUGGUGGUAAAGAGAAUCCCUUAAAAAUAUGGGAUAUUGAAAAAGGCGAAAAAAUUUUUAUUGCUAAAAAUGUACGACCAGAUGAAUUGCAGCUUAGAGUACCAAUAUGGGUUAAUGAUAUACGGUUUAUACCGAAGUCGCAAAACAUUGUAACAGUCACUGGUAAGCAUCAGAUAAGACUUUAUGAUCCUCGUACACAGCGAAGACCGGUAAAGGAGAUGAAAUGGGCAGAAGAACCGUUGACGGCAAUGUCCUUGUGUCGAAACGAAAUGCAAAUAGUUGCUGGUAAUACUCGUGGUGAUAUAGGAUUGUUUGAUUUACGAAACAAAAUGCAUCUAGUAUGUAAGUAUAAGGGUUGUGCUGGUUGUAUCAGUGGAAUUGAUGCACAUCAAUCAGCAGAAUAUAUCGCCUCGUGUUCCCUUGAUCGUUUUGUUAGAUUGCAUGAAUUGAACUCGAAGAAGCUUAUCAAAAAGAUUUACUGCAAAGCUCGUUUGAAUCGAAUUUUGCUACGUGAUAAACUUUCCAUCCUUAAUAACGAAGAUGAUGGCAAGCAAGCAAUGGAAAGUGAUGAUUGGCAGAAAAUUAAGGAAGAUGCUAACAAUGAAAGUAGUGAGGAUGAAGCUUUGUGGAAUGACAUGAAACAGAAUAAGGAAAGACAGAUGAAGAGGAAAUUGAAGGAAGAUGAUAUGGAGGAAGUGAUCAAGAAAUCUAAGUCCAUAGAAAGAAGGAAACGAAAACAUGAUGUUGCGAAACCGGAAAUUUCAAAACGAAGGAAGUUGAUAAAAGGGGCGAAGAGAAAAAGCGGAAGCGCUGACGGGACUGCAAUUACGCUGCCGUUUAAAAAAUUAGUCCAAAUCGCUUAA
Cercopithifilaria johnstoni is the source of this 1272-nucleotide messenger RNA. Lineage: Eukaryota; Metazoa; Nematoda; Chromadorea; Rhabditida; Onchocercidae. The record is from the annotation of a GenBank genome assembly.